AACUGCUCAAUUGGGUGAUGUUUUAGUUUACCCUUCUUUGUUUAUGCGAACCGCCUCUCUUCACUUGCACUUAAUGGCUUCCUCUUCUUCUUCUUCUUCAUCCAUUACUCCUAAAAUAGAGUAUGAGGUUUUCCUUAGUUUCCGUGGUGUGGACACCCGACAAAACAUUACCAGCCAUCUUUAUGAAGCCUUUUGUCAAAAAAAGAUUGAAACUUUCAUUGAUGAUAGCCUUGUUAGAGGAGAAGAAAUUUCUGUAUCUCUUUUGAAGGCAAUUGAACAUUCAAAGAUCUCGGUUAUCAUUUUUUCUAAAGGGUAUGCUUCCUCAAGAUGGUGUCUCAGAGAACUUGAAGAGAUAGUUAAAUGCAAGAACACGUAUGAUCAGAUCGUAAUACCAGUCUUCUAUAAAGUAGAUCCAUCUGAUGUCAGGAAUCAAACUGGGGAUUUUGGGAAAGCAUUUGCUGAGCUUGAAAAGCGUUUUAUGGAUGAUUCAGAGAUGUUGCAGACAUGGAGGGCUGCUUUGAGGGAUGCAGCCAACCUAUCUGGCUAUGAUUCAAAGAACUCUAGGAAUGAAGCAACGCUGGUAAAAGAUGUUGUCAAUGAUGUAUGGAAGAAAUUGGAUUACAACUCCUCAGAUGUUCCUUCCAAGGACCUAGUUGGACUAGAGUCAUCAAUUGAAGAGAUUGAAAAUUUAUUAUGUUCAAAAAGUGUUUGCAAGCUAGGAAUUUGGGGUAUCGGGGGCAUAGGAAAAACUACUCUUGCUGGUGUUAUAUUUGAAAAAAUCUCUAAACAGUUUGAAGCGUCUUACUUCAUUUUGAAUAUUAGAGAAGAAUCAGAGAAAAACAGAGGAUUAAAUGACUUAUGCCAAAAAUUGAGUUCUGCAAUUUUAGGGGAUGAACAUCUCAAUCAUGGAUUCACCUUCAGAAGAAAAAGUUUCAUUAGCAGAAAAAAAGUUCUCAUUGUGUUUGAUGAUGUAACGAAGUUAGAACAAAUAAAAUGUUUAAUGGGAGUUUUUGGCAACUUCGAUUCAGAUAGUCGAAUCAUUAUAACGACAAGGGAUAAACAUGUGCUAAGGAAUUAUGAAGUGGAUCACAUUCAUGAGAUGACAGGGUUAUCUUUUCAUAAUGCUCAUCAACUUUUUGUCUUAUAUGCCUUUAAAAGAAACCCUCCAACAAAAGAUUAUAACGAGUUAUCAUCUAUAGUAGUAUCUUAUACUAAAGGUGUUCCACUAGCUCUUAAAGUUCUUGGUUCCUUUCUAUUCAAGAGGACGAAGAGAGAAUGGGAAAGUGCACUAAAAAACUUAAGAACAAGUCUUCAUGUGGAUGUCCACAAGGUGUUAAAAAUAAGUUAUGACGGAUUAAAUGAUAAAGAGAAGGUUGUAUUUUUAGAUAUUGCAUGUUUCUUUAAAGGAUAUAAAAGAGAUCUCAUAGAAGCAAUCCUGAAUGCUCGUGACUUUGACUCUCAUAUUUCUAUACAUCUUCUCAUUGAAAGGUGUCUCAUAACUACAUCAUUUGACACCAUAACAAUGCAUGAUUUACUUGAAGAAAUGGGUAGGGAAAUUGUUCAGCAAGAAUCAAUUGAUGAUCCUGGUAAACAUAGUCGGUUGUGGGAUCCUAAUGCAAUCUUUUUAGUAUUGAACAAUUUCAAAUUGACUUUUCACCAAUAUGCUUGUGAUUUCCAGGGAACUAGAGCAAUUCGAAGUAUAUGCUUGGAUACGUUUGAAGUAGAAGAGUUGCAUUUAAAUCCUAAAGCUUUCAACAACAUGCAAAACCUAAGAUUCUUGAAAAUUUAUGAGUUCGAACAUGGAAAGAAGGUGCAUGGUUUUGAGAAACUUGAGUCUGAUUUCUCUGAGCUAAGGUACUUUUGCUGGCAUGGAUAUUCUGACAAAUCAUUGCCACCAAAUUUUAAUCCAAAGAACCUUGUUGCACUUUCCUUGCGUAAUAGCGAACUUAAACAACUUUGGACUGGCAACCAGAAACUUGUUAAUUUGAAACAUAUUGACAUCAGUCACUCUAAACGUCUAUGCAGUAUACCAAAUUUAUCACUUAUGCCAAAUCUUGAGAGCUUGAAGCUUGAAGAUUAUACAAAUUUGCUUGAGAGUUUCUCAUCUAUCCGUAAUCUCCAUAAACUUGUUAUCCUGAAUCUACAAGGAUGCAAAAGCUUUGAUAAUCUUCCAAUUAGUUCUAAUUGCCAAUCUCUUCGAGUAGUUAAUCUCUCUAAUUGCUCAAAUCUCAAAGAAGUUCCAUAUCUCCCUAAUACAGUUGAAGAAUUAUAUCUAGAUGGAACUGCUAUUAAAGAAUUCCCAUCAAUAGGGCAUUUAUUUAGACUAGUAACAUUAAGUCUUAGAAAAUGUUCAAGGCUUGAGAGAUUACCAGAUAGUAUUCGUGAGUUGAAAUAUCUUAAAUUUCUUUAUCUCUCGGGUUGUUCCAAACUUGACGAAUUGCCUAAUGACAUGAGAAAUUUACAAACUUUGAGGGAACUGGAACUGGGGGAAAUUUCUUUUGCAGAAAUACCAACAUUUAUGACAAGUUUGAUCAACUUGUGGGCAUUGUCUUUGAUAAGAUGUAAGAUGCAGAAGCAAUCUGGUAUCCCACUCUUUGAUUUAUCUGUCUUCCAAAGAAUGAUAAGGCUAAACCUGAUUGAUUGUUGCAUCGAAGUGUUACCAAGCAAUAUUGGCCAAUUACUCUCACUUAAAUAUUUAAUUCUUGGCAAAAACAAUUUGGAGACGCUACCAGAGAACAUCAAAGACCUCUCUAACCUGAAAUUUCUUUAUUUAAGCAAUUGCCAGAGGCUUAAAUACUUACCAGAGCUUCCAAGCAGGUUAGAGACAAUGAUGGCAAUGAAUUGCAUAUAUCUUGAAUCAAUAUCAAGUUUACCAGCUUCAUUCCUAGGUAUUCCGACUUGUAAUGCGGAUGUUUGGUUCCACAAUUGUUUCAAACUAAAAUUAGAUAUGACAGAUGCUCUCCUGAAAAUUGAGAGAAAUGCAGAUGUGUGGCAUCACCGUGAAAGUUAA
Mangifera indica (mango) is the source of this 3010-nucleotide messenger RNA. RefSeq names its product disease resistance protein RPV1-like. Gene Ontology annotation, molecular function: ADP binding. Lineage: Eukaryota; Viridiplantae; Streptophyta; Magnoliopsida; Sapindales; Anacardiaceae. Bases 44 to 3010 code for a protein of 988 amino acids. Gene Ontology annotation, biological process: signal transduction; defense response. The record is from RefSeq and is a predicted model, not a curated record. The transcript is spliced from 5 exons.